Bufo gargarizans (Asiatic toad) is the source of this 1634-nucleotide messenger RNA. RefSeq names its product PHD finger protein 6 (gene PHF6). Lineage: Eukaryota; Metazoa; Chordata; Amphibia; Anura; Bufonidae. The transcript has 10 exons. The record is from RefSeq and is a predicted model, not a curated record. Gene Ontology annotation, cellular component: nucleus. Bases 165 to 1265 code for a protein of 366 amino acids.
CUUCCCGCCGUUGGAGUGACGUCACUACGUUGUGCGUCUUCGAAUGAAAGGAAACAAACACUAGAGAUUACGGUGCUGUUCCCGGAAUAAGAGUGACAGUGCUGGCAGGAGGGAGCGGGGCUCAGUGGUAUUUUGUGAACUUGGCGUAGAGUGAGCUGCAGAUCAUGUCGGGCUCUUCUGGACAGAAAAAAGGAGCACUGCGGCAACGUAAAUGUGGAUUCUGCCGGUCAAACAGAGAGAAGGAAUGUGGACAGCUACUGAUGUCCAACAACCAGAAGGUGGCAGCACACCAUAGAUGUUUGCUGUUUUCUUCCGCACUUGUAUCGUCACAAUCUGACAAUGAAAACCUUGGAGGGUUUUCUAUAGAAGACAUACAGAAGGAACUGAGAAGGGGCAAGAAACUGAUGUGCACUUUGUGUCACUGUCCUGGUGCAACGAUUGGGUGUGAGGUGAAGACUUGUCACAAGACCUAUCACUAUCACUGCGCUCUGCAUGAUAAAGCCAAGAUACAGGAAAACCCAUCACAAGGAAUAUACCUGAUCUAUUGCCGGAAACACAAAGAACAGAUGCACAACUCAGAAGAUGAAUUAGAAGAAGAGUUUGGCCACAGAGACCUAAGUCCAUCACCUCGUAAUCGUGGCAGGGGAAGAGGCUCACGUGGAAAGUCAAGGACUACAAAUUCCCGAGGGCAGUCUGAGGAGAGCAGGCUCACGUCUUCACACUGUACAGAAGAGACCGAAAGCAGCUCCAGUAGAGACAGGUCACCCCACAGAAGCAGUCCCAGUGACGGUAAACCGAAAUGUGGUUUUUGUCAUGCUGGUGAUGAAGAAAAUGAAACUCGAGGAAAGCUUCACAUAUUUAAUGCCAAAAAAGCAGCAGCCCACUACAAGUGCAUGCUUUUCUCCUCUGGUACUGUCCAGCUGACAACAACCUCAAGGGCAGAGGUUGGAGAUUUUGACAUCAAAACUGUGAUACAAGAAAUGAAACGUGGCAAACGCAUGAAGUGUACGUUAUGUGGCCUUCUAGGAGCUACCAUUGGAUGUGAAAUCAAGGCCUGCGUGAAAACAUAUCAUUAUCACUGCGGCGUACAAGAUAAGGCUAAAUACAUUGAAAACAUGUCCCGAGGAAUUUACAAGCUAUAUUGUAAAAAUCACAGUGGGAACGAUGAAAGAGAUGAAGAAGAUGAAGAACGUGAGAGCAGGAGCAAAGGCAACGCAGCUGAUGUACACGCCAAUACCAACCCACCACAGGUCAAUGGAAAUUAAGAGCAAAGCAACUAAAAUCUGUGGAAUGUGCCAGAAGCAUGGCAGUGAUCGGGGUGGGGAGGGGAUGCUGGACAUUUCAAGUUGGUUUUUAGUGAAGAUUGCAAAAAACAAAUAACCCGUCGAGGGAUGGGCUUUUUUUUUUUUUUUGUCUAAAAAUCCGAACUGUUUGCAGAAUGAAAUCUUAGUCAGUGCUCCACCCAAGGCCUUUGGGGCAUUUAUUUUUCUUUACUGCUUCAUCAUGCUGUUGUUUUUUUUUAUUUUUAUUUUAUUCUUUCUAUUUUUUAAUGAUGGUUUUUAAAAUGUGUUUUUUUUUUUCCCCUAAAGAAUUCCUGAAAUCAGGAAGAAACAUGGAAAUGGUAUUUUGCUUCC